AUCUGUAUCUCAAACUUAUACAUAAAGAGUAAAGUAAGAUUAUUUUAUCUUAGAAAUAAAAUAUUAGGAUAAGAGUAUUAAUUAUCAACAGUGGAUCAGUUUAUUGGUAACUUAUCAAUAAUUCGUACGUGAAUUCAUCGAGUAAGAAAACGAAAAUGGCAGGCGAUAAUGAAAUAAUUGUAAAUGAAAGUACCGAGAAUAAGGACAUCACAAGAGAUAUCGGCGGCGCACUCGAUAGGGUCAUCGAGCACGUUGGCGAGCUUGGCUUGUACCAGCGCUUGCUGUUUAUAUGCAUGCUGCCAUUUGGCAUGGUGUGGGCCUUCGUGUAUAUGGGGCAGAUAUUCAUCACCGCCACACCGCAGGAGCACUGGUGUCUAGUGCCAGAGCUGGCUGGCCUUGGUGUAGAACUCAGGCGAACCCUGUCUAUUCCUGGAGCGGUCGAAGGUUACUACGACCAUUGCAGGAUGUAUGACGCCAACUGGACGCAAGUGCUGCAGACCCUGGUGCCUCCGGAGCCCGGCACACCAACUGUCCCUUGUAAGAACGGCUGGGAGUUCCUUUUUGAUGAUAUACCCUACUCGACUGUUGUUAACGAGCGAGAAUGGGUGUGCGAUCAGGCGAGCAAUGUGCCGUGGUCUCAGACGAUAAAUUUCGUCGGCUCCAUCUUCGGUGGUAUCGUCUGCGGCACGCUGGCAGACAAGUACGGUCGACUUCCUGUUUUAAUUUUCGCGAAUAUCGUGGGCUGUCUGGGCGGUGUGGCGACCAUGUUCACGAACGGUUUCUGGGAUUUCUCGAUGUGCCGGUUUAUAGUGGGCAUGUCCUGUGAUAGCUGCUUUAUGAUCAUAUACAUCCUAGUUUUAGAGUACGUAGGAACUCGGUACCGCACGCUGGUGGCCAACAUGUCAAUCGCGCUGUUCUUCGGCGGCGGCUGCCUGCUGCUGCCGUGGCUGGCGCUGUGGAUCUCCGACUGGCGGUACUUCGUGCUGGCCACCUCGCUGCCGAUGCUGCUGGCUAUACUCACACCCCUUAUAGUACCGGAGAGUACCAGGUGGCUUGUAUCAAAGGGUCGAAUUGACGAUGCAGUAAAGCUGCUGAAAAGAUUCGAAAGAAUUAACAAUACUAAGAUACCGCAGCAAGUGAUGGAUGAUUUCAUUUUUGCUGGGAUAACUAACAACGAAAAAGAAGAGAAUAUUUUCACGCUACUAAAGGAACCAGCUCUUCGCAAGAUGCUGGUUCUCUUGGUGAUUGCCUUUAUGGCGGUGGCGGUGAUUUUCGACGGCAUCAUCCGAAUGUCGGAGAACCUCGGCCUCGAUCUGUUCAUCACUUUCGCCAUCACCUCCGCAUCAGAGAUACCGUCUAUUGGUAUAUUGGUGUUUUUGUUGGACAGAUUCGGUCGACGGAAAUUAGUUUUUGCUCCUGUUAUGGUGACAGGCGUUUUAUCUCUAAUAACUGCCUUCCUUCCUCGCGGCGUAGCAACAGUGGCGGUGGCGACGCUGGCGCGUUUCUUCAUCAACAUGGCGUACGGCGCCGUCAUCCAGUGGACGCCGGAGCUGCUGCCCACGGCCAGCCGCGCGGCCGGCGCCUCGCUCGUGCACAUCAGCGCCUUCGCGGGCCUCGUGGUCUCGCCUUUCAUUGUAUAUUCGGAACGUGCGUGGGAAGGUCUGCCGCUGAUGAUAAUGGCGGCGCUGGCGGCGCUGUCGGGCGCGGCGGCGCUGUUCCUGCCGGAGACGGCGGGCCGCAGCAUGCCGCAGACCAUGGAGGACUGGCACCAGCUCGCCGCCUCCGCGCGCUCUCUGCAGAAACAUAGAGAUACCGAGGCGUCAUCUGGUGAGCCGGUGAGCAGUUGACACCCGUCCAUGGAUCUUCAUGUGCUCUAUAUUACAUUA
Messenger RNA from Papilio polytes (common Mormon), 1886 nucleotides. Its product is annotated as solute carrier family 22 member 3-like. The coding region runs from base 156 to 1847 and encodes 563 amino acids. Gene Ontology annotation, molecular function: transmembrane transporter activity. Gene Ontology annotation, biological process: transmembrane transport. NCBI's taxonomy places the organism in Eukaryota, Metazoa, Arthropoda, Insecta, Lepidoptera, Papilionidae. The transcript has 12 exons. Gene Ontology annotation, cellular component: membrane. The record is from RefSeq and is a predicted model, not a curated record.